GCUAGCUAUGUGUGUAACGUUAUGUGUGUGUAUGUGUCUGUGUGUUCGCGCGGUCUCAGACUUGUACUCUGUGUUCUUUUCAUACAUCGAAAUAAACCAUAUUUCAUGCAUCACAAGUGUUGACGACCACCAGAAGGUGUCCGUGCCUUGGUAUUAAACUAAAAUGUCCCUGUUACGUGGGUUGAUGGGUCGAUUUCGUCUCAUUGUGGCAUACAUUGCUAACUUAUUUCAGGGUUGGUGCAUCGAGGGACAUGAUGGCCAGUGUUACCAGGAAUUUAGCUAACGUUAAUUGUGUUCUUGUUCGUGCCAUGUAACGGGUCGACUUUUGUUGUUCAGCGAUUGUUCCUAAAAGUCUAUCGAGACAUUUUUUAUGAGACAUCGGUGUCGGCAUACACUAUUGUCAAAGAUUACACCGCUGAGAACACAUUUGGUACACCCUCUAUUUACUAGCUAUUUAACUAUUUGUCAUUCUCCGGUGACCGCCCCAGUAACGACAGGUUACCACCAAGUGCCACCGUCGCCAUCUUUAGAUAAGACACGGAAUUGUGUUUUAAGAUGUCAGAGAAAGAAUGUUUUAAGUCAUGCGUUGUUAUGAUUUCAAUGGCCUGAAAGUUCAUCCAAGAAAAAGACCGAGCAAAGCUGGUGAAAGAAUCCAUAACCUGAAUCACUGACUCGGUCUUGUCAAAAUGAAACUGAAGGUGCUGUCAGCUAUAAACGUCGAAAAGUUUGGCUUUGUUAAAUGCCCAUCUUCAGAAUAAUCACGUGUGUGCGACAUGCCUUGUUUUCCUUUGUCGUUUCCAGUAAUCAACCCCGAUCUCUUUCACACUUGAAUGUUUUCCUUUAGGUGAGACAGUAACCGAGUAAAUCAGUUCCACUUUAGAGCUUGGCCGACUUUACAUCUGCUGCACGAGCUACAAUGUUGCAGUUUUUUGACUGUUGAAAAGGACGGUGUUAAAUCGUUUCUCAGAACAUAAUCUAACCCGCUAAAUUACUAUGCACACAUUGGGACAUGUUUCAGUAGCAUGCUUCAGACAUGCUAGCUUACAUGAUUCAGUAGCCUAAAACAGAGUGUCGAAGUCAUAUCUAGGAUUUUCGCUACGGUCAUACAGGAAUCGCCAGAGUUCAUAUCGUUAAAUUAGGGUCGGCGUUAGUCUCCUUCAUGAGAUAAACAGAUUAAUUUGAUCGACUGUGCUAGACGGUUAUGCCAGUCUGUUGAGACUUUAAUGGAGAGUUUAAAAACGUCGACUCUUGUGUCGGAAUUUCCCCGUUUAGUGAAUGUGUUGAAUAAUGACAAUGCGUCCAAUUGGCUAGUCGUCUGUGCCCUUGCUCGGGGGUUCUUGCCUCUAAUCAAAUAUUUUAAUGUGCUAUGGCGGAUAAUAAACACAGAAAGAUACGUGUCCCAGAUGACAGAUACGAUAAACUCCCUCCGUCGUCUUGUGGGACCAUAUCCUACGACUGAAACGAAAAAGAGAAAACGCACAGUAGAAGACUUUAAUCAGUUCUGCACGUUUGUGUUGGCAUAUGCAGGAUACAUCCCAUAUCCUUCAGAGGAAUGGUGGAGUAACAACAACCUUCCCAGGGACAAUGACACUUGUAGCCCCAUUCACAGUGACACUCUGCCUCAGAAUAAGAAAGGGAGCACCAAAGAGAAGGCCAAGAAAAGGAAGCAGGACAAGAAGGGUUCCUCACAGAGUGAGGGCAAGCCCAGACGCAGGAGUGAGGAUGCCUCCACCAAAAAGUCUCCCAAAUCUAAGAAGCUCAACAAAAGUUUGUCACCAUCUCAGCCGCCACAAUGGCCCAGUGGAGACUUAUUCUCCAUCGAUCUUCCCACCGUUGGGGCCUGCAGAAGCAAUGAAGAUAUGCCUCCUUUGCCCAUACCACAACCCCCCAGUGGAGAAUCCUCGCCAUGUCACAGCAGCGUGAUCUAUGCCAGCCACACUCCACUCAAAGACGAGAAGAUGGAAAUGGAGACCACCCUUAGCGCUGACGUGAAAAGAGGAAGUGGUGAAGAGGAACUCGUGGAGGAGCCAGUGGAUGAGCCAGUGGAUCUGACCAGAGUGAGCGGCACGGAAAAAGUGACGAAAGAAGAGCCCUGUUUGUCUGAGGCACAGCAGAGGAGUGAGGGGAGUCGAGCAGAAGCAUCCAAGGAGGAGGAGAACGACAGCUGGGAGGGCAGCGAGUCCGGCUCGGCGGGCACGGACAUCUUGCGAUUGGUUAUUGAAAGGCGCCUGGGCAACCGGCUACCCGAGGACCAGGAGACGGGUUACCACACGGACAGCACCCCAGACAGAGUUGCCAGCGACACCGAACAAGACACACGUGCUGGAGAAAGAAACACUGCAGCCAGCUCAGCUUGUGGUUCAGUGAAGGCCUCCACAAACAAUGGAAAAGGAGAAGAUGAUGACUCAUGGGACUUGAUCACGUGUUUCUGCAUGAAGCCCUUCGCCGGACGCCCCAUGAUUGAGUGCAACGAGUGUGGCACCUGGGUGCACCUCUCCUGCGCCAAGAUCCGCCGCACCCACGUGCCCGAAGUCUUUGUGUGUCAGCCAUGUCGCGACUCCAAACAGGACAUCCGCAGGUCCAACCGGGCACGCACUGGCCCCCGAAAACGCUUCAGUGACUAGAACAUCCACUCAACACCUGCACCAAUGACUGGAUAGGUGUCGCUGUUCGUUUCUUCAGACAUGACAAUCUCAAACUCUUUCACAUUUUUUUUAUUUAAUGGACUUUGAUAAUAAGAAGGGCGGACAUUUUUAAGAUGUUGGUCCUCUUGGACGGUCUCUCAUACUCAUGUCAGAGAAAUGAGAAUGAGAGAGACAAAGACUGAAGUGUCCGGUGUGGGAUGGGUGGGGAAAAAAACACUUUUCCACGUUUCAUGUAAUGAAGCUCAUGAGGACGUUUUGAGGGAGUUCUUACUUGUUAUUACUCAUACCUUACUCGCACACAACCUGUCAUGUGACCCUAAUGCCACUUCUUUCAUCUGACCACUAUCACCAACACGGAGAACACUUUCCCAAGGGCUACCCCCCUACCCUCCCAUCUCCUUGAACUCUGACUGUAUUUAAUAUCCAUAGAUUGUACCUUUUUUUGUUUGUUUAUAAAUGCAGUUUGGUUGAGAUGUAAAGGGUGGCACAAAUGCCUUCUUUUUUUUUUUAGGCUUUUCAGUUGACUUGUCUGUUUAAUGUUGAGAGGAAAUCUUGCUAUGAGAAUAUAAAGCACAAGAAUCUACAAACACAUUGUAAAUAUUGCUCUGUUUUCUAGAGUAUGAAUAUAUAUCUAUAUAUAUAUUGCUCUUUCAGUAAUAAAGGCAGAUCAAAUGUG
Messenger RNA from Clupea harengus (Atlantic herring), 3321 nucleotides. RefSeq names its product PHD finger protein 13-like. Gene Ontology annotation, cellular component: nucleus. Gene Ontology annotation, molecular function: chromatin binding. Gene Ontology annotation, biological process: mitotic chromosome condensation. Lineage: Eukaryota; Metazoa; Chordata; Actinopteri; Clupeiformes; Clupeidae. The record is from RefSeq and is a predicted model, not a curated record.